Molecule: messenger RNA, 672 nt
Organism: Pelodiscus sinensis (Chinese soft-shelled turtle)
Lineage: Eukaryota; Metazoa; Chordata; Testudines; Trionychidae
Source: RefSeq, a predicted model, not a curated record
AUGGGGAAGUGUGUUUAUACCCUGCCCUUGAUCUUCGGGGCAGGCACCGAGCUGCGAGUCGAAGCAGAAAACCAAGCCACUUCCCCUCCAUCUGUCUUUGUCGUGAAAUCGAGGGCGCCCAAGAAUGACAAGGUGGCGGCCGCGUGUCUGGCCAAAGGUUUCUACCCCAAGGAAGUCACCAUCAACAUGAACCCAGGCACAGAGGUGGUAUACAACUCCAAGGAAGGAGUUCUCUCCCCCGACGGGAAGUACAGCGCGGUCCAGGUGGUCAAAGUGGGACCCGAGGAAGCGGUGAAGUGCACUGUUAUACAUGCCAGUCAAAACUUUUCUGCGGAAGACAGUCCAUCAGCGCCCGCAGCACCAACCCACCUGCCAGCCGCCAGCCCUGGAUUUUGUGAAUCUUCCACUUCCAGUUCCACCGCUGAAGGGGUCCAGACGCAGGUGAGAUUCGUGGAGACGGGAGGGGGCGUGAAGAAGCCCGGAGACUCCAGCCACCUCUCCUGCACUGGCUCUGGGUUCAGCUUUGGGGACUACUGGCUAAGCUGGCUGCGAUGGUCCCCAGGCAAAGGUCUGCAGUGGGUCGCCACCAUCAGCUUCUGGGCAGGAGACACCAAGCGUUACGCUGCGUCGGUAACAGGGCGCUUCAGCAUCGCCAGAGACAACGCCCCGUGA